AUGAGCAAUGGUAGUGUGUGCAAAUAAAAGUAGUCUUCUUUAUCGGCCGUACUGAUUUGGUGGACUUUGUACCUCACGGUUCAGUGAAUUAGAUCCUAGUUGACGCUACUAUCAUUAGAAUAUUCGGAGGAUUCCGUUCUUUUUUUCUAUUCGGCAAUCGGUACUUAAGUAUAAUAAUUAGGGAUGAUGUAUGGGUUUUUGGGGAUAAUUCUCAUGCUCAAUUAGGUUUAGGUGAGGUCUCUGAAGUACAAAAGAAACCUUAAAGGCUCUAUUGCAAUUAUGAUCUUCUAACUUGUGCUGAAACAUAUACCUAUGCUUACAAUUGGGAAGGUCUUUAUUAUUGGGGAGAAACUAAUUAUGGUUGUUCAAUAUUUAAAGGAUUGUGUAUGGAUCCAAAACAAUUGCCUUAAAAGGGAGUAUCAUAAUUAUGUGCAUAAAAUGAUCGAUUUUAUUACAUUUAACAUGGCGAUUUAUAUGGAAGUGGAUUUACUCAUUUACUUGGAGUUAAGACUACUGUAGUUUCUACAUCAAAACCAUUACUGAUAUUGAAUAAGGUAGUGAAGAUAUCAUGUUCAAUAAGUCAUUCGUUAUUGUUGGAUGAAAAUGGGUGUGUAUAUUCAUGGGGGAAUGGGAAGAAUGGAGAAUUAGGAUUGUAAAUGGCAGGAUACUCAUUCCAGACAUAUUGUAGUACUCCUACUCAAAUCAAACAUCUGGACAGAAUUCAGGAUAUUUAAUGCGGAAAUCAUUAUAGUUUGGCUUUGAAUUAACAAGGGGUAGUAUAUGAAUGGGGGAAUGGUUUACAACCUAUGACAUUUGAAUAAGCAUUAAAAAUUAAAGAAGUUCGGAUGCCUAAUGAAUAUUCAAAUAUUCGUAAAAUUCAUGUAUCUUAAAGUCAAGCUGCAUGUGUUGAUCAGCUUGGUAGAUUAUAUUAAUGGAAUUCUAAACUUCCAAAACCUUAAUUGAUAAAGAGUGGAUUUAGAUGUGAGGAAUUUUUAUGUGGAGAUGGCAUUGUAUUAUUUAUUGGAAAUGAGCAAGCUUAUUAAGUGUCUGAGCAUUUUAAAUAAUAAGUUAAAGAGAAGGUUAAGAAAUAUAAAGAUUAUGUGGAAUUGAAAAACAAUAAAGUAAGAAAUGUAUUUUAUGAUGAAAAUAAGAGAACUAAAUGUCUUUAAGAGUUAAAUUAGAAAGUAUUAGAAUAGUAGAUUAAACCAAUAUAACCUGAAGAUUUCUUAUAUUCUCGUUUGCAAAGGAAACAAUCCUUAUAUGUGAUGUAAUUAAAAAGAAGAAGCACAAUGAUGAUUUCUGAAUUACAAACAUUAGGUUUCUAAUCAGAACACAAACCUCGAUUUAGUACAAUUAAAUUUGAAUUGAUAAAAGAAUAGAUGAAAUCAGGGAAAUUACAGCUACUGAAAACAGAGAGAGAUGUGAAGGAUAAUAAGAACUUUCAAGGAUCUUGGGAAUAGUUUAAAUUACUUUCAAAAAAUGUGAAUCGAACAAGUUAAAUAAAGAAUAGAAUUCCAUUACACAUUCUUAAUACAAAAUUAUAGUAAGCCAUAGAAAUUGACAAAGUUUCAGAUUUGAUUUUAGAAUCUGAGAGAUUAAAUCCUCUAUACAUUCCUUUAGACAACAUGGCUAAAGUCAUUAAAUCAUAACCAUUAACUCAAAGGGAAUCUCUUCAUUUAUAAGAAUCUCAACAGAAAGAGUUCAUCGAUGAUCCAGAUAUUAUGAAAUACGAGUAUGUGAAGCGUAUCUACAAUGGGUAUCAUGAAAAGUUACUCAUGGAUAAUCUCAUGACGAAAGAUUAAUGUUUCCUACCCAUAAAAUGGAAAAGACUUAAAGAUGAUACAAAACUAUUUCAAGGACGCUAUAAUCGUAUGCAACAGCGACUUUAAAAAGAAUAGAGAGAAGCUAAAAAAUUAACCAAGAUUACAGAUUUGUAACAUUUAUGA
Paramecium octaurelia is the source of this 1946-nucleotide messenger RNA. The record is from the annotation of a GenBank genome assembly. Lineage: Eukaryota; Ciliophora; Oligohymenophorea; Peniculida; Parameciidae.